Messenger RNA from Harmonia axyridis, 1806 nucleotides. RefSeq names its product dynein regulatory complex subunit 3-like. The record is from RefSeq and is a predicted model, not a curated record. The transcript is spliced from 7 exons. Bases 102 to 1742 code for a protein of 546 amino acids. NCBI's taxonomy places the organism in Eukaryota, Metazoa, Arthropoda, Insecta, Coleoptera, Coccinellidae. Gene Ontology annotation, molecular function: protein binding.
AAACUAAUAGAAGUUUUAUGGAUAUUUAUGGCAAAUUGAAAUAACAAAUUAAUCAAUGGUUAUUGAGUUCGAUUGAUUUUAAUGAACUAUUUGUUUCCCAAAUGCAAAAUACUGAAGAUCCUUGUGCACAAAAAGUCCCUAGAGCUAUAGAUGAUGAAUUCUUACAGGAAAAAUUACUUGAACUCACACGAUGUGGAGAAGCAGGAAGAUUGGCUCGGAUUGAAGGAUUACCUUUCGACAAGGCAGAAAUUAUUCAGUUGGAAUACUGUAAUAUACUGAAGCUCGAUCAUUUAUGGGUAUUGACAAACUUGAAAAAACUCGUCUUGAACAACAACUUGAUAGAUAAAAUCGAAAGUAUUCAUAUGCUGAUACAUCUCACCCAUUUGGAUUUAUCGUUUAAUAGAUUGACGAAGAUCGAAGGCUUAGAAACAUUGGUCAAUUUGGAGCAGCUAAGCUUGUUCGAUAAUCAGAUAACAGAGAUCGAAAAUAUGGGAACCCUCCAAAAAUUGGUUAUAUUCAGCAUCGGACGAAAUCUCAUCGCUGAAAGGAAUAGUGUAGUAUAUUUACGACAACUGGAAAAUUUGAAAUCGCUCAAUAUGGCAGAAAAUCCUUGCUCUUACGAAGAGAACUUCAGAUUAUAUGUUGCAGCAUUUUUACCACAACUCGUAUAUUAUGAGUACAGAUUUAUACAGGAAUUGGAGAGGGAAGUAGGCAUGGAGACGUUUAGCGAAGAAUACAACCAAAUAGUGCAAAAAGAAACCGUCGUGAAGUCUCUUCAAGCAGCCAAGCAAAAAGAACUGGCCGAUGCUCAGCUUCACGCUAAAAGUUUUGUGGAAUAUUUGAACACCAGAGCGUUUUUUGAUUCCUUAUUCGCUGACGAUACUGAAGGAAAAGCAUUAUUGGAUAUUGGAGAGGAGAUGGCAGAGUUGUACAUCGAUUUCGAAGAAAAUGUGAUAGCUGAAUGCAAGUCGAUUUUCGAACUAGGGCAGGAUCAAUAUGCACUCCGACAGAUUGAAAUCGAUCUUUAUAAUCAGAGCGUUGAAACAGCAAAAUUAGAAAACCAAAAGAAGAGUAUUGCUUUCAUGGAGGAGUUUUUGGUACAGGAAGAAGACAUAUUUGAAGAAAUCCGCCAGGGACAAGAGAGAUUCAUGCAAAUAGCAAACAUUGAAGACUAUAACAAAACAGUGGAAAUUCAAGCUGAAAUCUUCCAGAACGUAGUACAUUCUACUUGGAAAUCUCUGAUGAAGAUGGAGCUCGAAUUGUUCGAACAAAUGGUUGAUGUAAAUGAGACAUUCGAACACACACUAACAGACCUUAUCAAUAAUUUCAUUGAAGCCGCUCAGGGUCUCUUCACGAGGAUCAGGGAUUUAGAGGCCGAUUUCAGUGAUGGUGUCGCGGAAGUAGCGAAGAGAUUUCAAAUUUCGCUAAGUAUGUCGGAAGAUGUUCAAAUUCCACCGUCAUUACGUGAGAUGAUGUCCGAUAAAGACGCUCUCACAAAUGCUUUGGGAGCUAGCCAUGAUAUUCAUACACUUUUGAUUGAUACACGUGAGGAUACAUUAAUUAAUAAUGCAAGAGAUUGGUUGGAAAAAUUAGUAACCAAUCUGGAGAAGGACGAAACGAAUCGAAACAGAGAUAAAGUCAUGGAAAUAAGUCACUUCAUGGAUGUACAACGCGAGGAGUUUGAUAAAUUGGCUAACGCUAUAUUAGAGAAUCAAGUUAUAACACUUGGUUUGAUGGAAUGAAAAUAGAUUCUUUUGUUAAUAAAAUUUUAAUGAGCAAUGUCAAUGACAAUUACCAAAAUACUUA